UGUUUGCAAAUCACUCUUAGCAUUCAACAGAUUUCAGAAAUGGAGAUUGGGUUAGCAGUUGGUGGUGCAUUUCUCUCUUCAGCUUUGAAUAUUCUCUUUGAUAGGCUUGCUCCUCAUGGUGAUCUGCUCAACAUGUUUUGGAAGCAUAAGGAUCAUGUUCAGCUUUUACACAAGCUGCAGGACAUUUUGCUUGGUCUUCAGAUUGUGCUAAGUGAUGCAGAGAAUAAACAAGCAUCAAAUCGACACGUGAGCCAGUGGCUUCAUAAGUUUCAGAGUGCUGUAGACGGCGCUGAAAACUUGAUAGAAGAAGUCAAUUAUGAAGCUUUGAGGCUUAAGGUGGAAGGCCAGCAUCAAAAUCUUGCAGAAACAAGCAAUAAACAAGUAAGUGACCUUAACCUGUGCUUGACUGAUGAAUUUUUCCUUAACAUAAAGGAGAAGUUGGAAGAAACCAUUGAAACAUUGGAGGUGUUGGAAAAGCAAAUUGGUCGCCUUGGCUUAAAGGAUCAUUUUGGUUCGACUAAACAAGAAAUUAGAACACCUUCAACUUCUUUGGUUGAUGAUUCUGGUAUCUUUGGAAGGCAGUAUGAUAUAGAGAAUUUGGUUGGUCGUUUAUUGUCUAAGAAUACAAAGGGAAAUAAUCUGGCUGUAGUUCCUAUUGUUGGAAUGGGCGGCCUGGGUAAGACAGCACUUGCUAAAGCGGUUUACCAUGAUGAGAGGGUGAAGAACCAUUUUGGUUUGAAAGCUUGGUAUUGUGUUUCUGAGCCAUAUGAUGCUUUGAGAAUAACGAAAGGGUUACUUCAAGAAAUUCACUCAUUUGACUCAAAGGAUGUCCACAACAAUCUUAAUCAGCUUCAAGACAAAUUGAAGGAAAGCUUAAAGGGAAAG
Molecule: messenger RNA, 885 nt
Organism: Solanum tuberosum (potato)
Lineage: Eukaryota; Viridiplantae; Streptophyta; Magnoliopsida; Solanales; Solanaceae
Product: putative disease resistance RPP13-like protein 1
Exons: 2
Molecular function (GO): ADP binding
Source: RefSeq, a predicted model, not a curated record